This is a messenger RNA of Danio aesculapii, 671 nucleotides long. It is a transcript of the gene ovch2, whose product is annotated as transmembrane protease serine 11E. Gene Ontology annotation, biological process: proteolysis. NCBI's taxonomy places the organism in Eukaryota, Metazoa, Chordata, Actinopteri, Cypriniformes, Danionidae. The transcript has 3 exons. Gene Ontology annotation, molecular function: serine-type endopeptidase activity. The record is from RefSeq and is a predicted model, not a curated record. The coding region runs from base 276 to 569 and encodes 97 amino acids.
UGAUCUGCUAUCAGUUGCAUUAAUCUCAUCUCUUAAAGCGACCGUUUACCCCAAAAACCAAUUUUAACACAAAUAUCUCUUCCUCAGACACGUAAGGUGUUCAGAGUAUUCGUAAACCCUCAAUUCAACUCCUCUUCUCUAGACUAUAACGUGGCUUGCUUCAGCUCAGCUCUCCAUUAAAUCUCAGUGGAAGAAUACAGCCUGUCUGCCUACCCUCUGUUGGUCAGGAAAUCCCACCCUCCCUCCAGUGCUGGACUCCAGUGUGGACCGGCCAAAUGCCAGGACAUGAGCAGUGGCUAAAAAUAUCUGUGGUGGAACGCGCGGUGUGUGAACAACACCACAGAACCAGGCUGACACUUACUUUGCUGUGUGCUGGACUGAGCAGUGGAGAUUCAGGCGUGAGUCACUGGAACAGUGGGUUUUUCUAUUGUCUGACAAAUACGUCUGGUGUUGUUCUGAUGGGACUCAAGAGUUGGGGAGAAACUUGUGGUGGAACACAGAAGCCUGCAGUUUAUUCUUCAGUUCCAGCCAUAAUGCAUUGGAUCUUGCAACUUUUGAACACAGAGUGAAAAUUUAAAGUUAAUAGCAUAAAAGCUGCUCUGAGUCAAUGCUGAUAAUUAGUUGAAAUCAACGUUUUUAAUCGACUAAUCAUUUUAUAUUAUUCAACCUAU